Messenger RNA from Opisthorchis viverrini, 1167 nucleotides. RefSeq lists its product as hypothetical. The coding region runs from base 1 to 1167 and encodes 388 amino acids. Lineage: Eukaryota; Metazoa; Platyhelminthes; Trematoda; Opisthorchiida; Opisthorchiidae. The record is from RefSeq and is a predicted model, not a curated record. The transcript is spliced from 6 exons.
AUGAAGGAAGGCCUAGUGAUUUCCGAAGAAAAAACCGCUGGUCCUCGCAUGAGGAUCAAGAUGAUGUAUGAUGAUGAUGAUGAUGAUGACGAUGAUGAUGAUGAUGAUGCUGAUGAUGAUGAGGACGAUGACGAUGAUGGCGAUGAUGAUGAUGAUGAUGAUGACGACGAUGAUGAUGAUGAUGAUGCUGAUGAUGAUGAGGACGAUGACGAUGAUGGCGAUGAUGAUGAUGAUGAUGAUGACGACGAUGAUGAUGAUGAUGAUGCUGAUGAUGAUGAGGACGAUGACGAUGAUGGCGAUGAUGAUGAUGAUGAUGAUGACGACGAUGAUGAUGAUGAUGAUGCUGAUGAUGAUGAGGACGAUGACGAUGAUGGCGAUGAUGAUGAUGAUGAUGAUGACGACGAUGAUGAUGAUGAUGAUGCUGAUGAUGAUGCUGAUGAUGAUGCUGCUGCUGCUGAUGCUGAUGCUGAUGAUGCUGCUGCUGAUGAUGCUGAUGCUGAUGAUGGGUCUCUCGUGGUCCACACCUGUCAUUCCCCGCCACGUCGCGCAGUGGUGGACGAUGGCGGACGGCGAGAAGCUGGAAGGCGUCGAACCUUUACAGUGGCCUGCUCAUUUGGGAUCUCGAAAGCAAUAGAGCUCUACAACGUGAAAAAAACAAAGGAACUCGAUGAAUUGAAGUCAAGCGUUCAAACUCCGUGCAUAUUACCCCAAAACAAACUAGACAUUGAUAUUGGUUCGACUCCACCCUUGGUAUCAUUCUUUCGGGUCGGUUUUUCUUACGAGCGGGUCCUAACAAUUUUCAGCGGCGAAUCAAACAAUGAAAAGUGCACGGAAAUUGUUUCGAAUUGGGACGGGAAGACAGAUGAGGGGGUGAGGGGUGUCAAUAAUGGCGAACUUAAACUGACCUUGUUACUUCGAAUACUAGAAGCAACACUGAGCGAGUCCUCACUGUCUCCGCCAGAGUUGUGUCGAUGCCCACGAGCACGAGAGGGGGCUGAUGGGCGAACGAAGCGAUCGGGAGAAGACGUCAUGUUUCCAGUGACUGAAACCGAUAAAACGGGAGGGUUUGUGUUCUCGUCAAUAAAAUGCGAGUGUUUGGAAGGCGACGAGGUAGGGGGAGUGAGAUCAGUGGACUGGAUGACGCGCCGCGAAACACCGUUGAGCUAG